GGCUGAGGGGGAGACUUUAGAUUUAUGUCUGUAGCGGAUCAGAGAGAGGCAAACGAAAAGCAUCAGUGACUGAAGGUGUGGCACCAUGUUGGAAUUAAAUAAGGUGGCACUCCUGCUGUCUUUCCUGGCUUCGCUGGCUCUGGGUCAAGGACCUCUGAGGAUCAGGACUCAGUCAGACAGGAGCAGGAGAGUGGCUCUCAACACGUUCACGGACACACAGACAACAGGCGUGACAGAGUGGACUUCUUGGUUCAACAUCGACCAUCCUGGGGGGAAUGGAGACUACGAGCGCCUGGAGGCGAUCCGGUUCUAUUACAGGGAGAGAGUGUGUGCGCGGCCCAUGGCCAUGGAGGCUCGCACCACAGACUGGGUGGCAGCAGCAGACACUGGGGAAGUGGUCCACUCCAGUCUGGAGAAGGGUUUCUGGUGCAUCAACAAGGAACAGCCCCACGGCCGCGUCUGCUCCAACUACCACGUUCGCUUUCAGUGUCCCCCAGUGCAGAGCUACUGGACUGACUGGAGCGAGUGGGGCCCCUGCUCAACCACGGUUUGCAAUGACGUAGGCAUCCAGGUCCGCCAGAGGAAAUGUGUCAACACCCAGCCCAUGCCUCUCCUGCUGGUGCCAGCGUGCCAGGGGCACCACUCAGAGAGGAGGGAGUGCUCCACCCCUCCAUGUACAGCCAAGUGGAGUCCGUGGGGUCGCUGGGGGACGUGUUCAGUGACCUGUGGUGGGGGUCGCAGGAUUAGAAGGAGGACCUGUGUGAGGACUUCAGUGACUAUUCAGUGCACUGGACGGCCGGUUGAAAUUCAGAAGUGUGGGAAGAGGCCUUGCCCAGUCAAAUGUCAGCGCAUGUGCCCCGAGGGUCGCCCCAGCGAGGACUGCAGCCGGUGCGUGUGCGACGGCCACGUGCUGCACGGCGAAGUGCACAGCCUGACCGGUGUCCCUGUGGCAGGAGCCUGGGUGGCGUUGGCCAGCGAGCCCAAGGUGAUCCGUGGUCGUACAGAUGCCAAAGGUCAGUUCAGGCUCACGGGAGUCUGCUCCUCCAUCUCGACCUCGAUCUCCAUCAGGAAGGAGAAGUUCGCCCCGAUCGCUGUCUCCACCUCCAGUAACACCACAGGGUUGUCCUGGGUACGGGCCGUCCUCAAAUCAGCCGAAAAGCCGUACAUUGUGAAGCACCCGGAGGACAAGGUGCGCUACGAGGGAGGACGGGUGCUGCUGUGCUGCAAGGCAACAGGAUCACCAGCACCCGACAAAUACUACUGGUACCACAAUGGGACUCUGCUGGACAGGAAGGUGUACAAGUAUGAGGAGGACCUCGUUCUGCGAGACCUGAAACCGGAGCAGGCAGGGCAGUACUACUGCAAAACCAGCAGCCCCGCGGGUGCCAUCAAGUCCUCUCCAUCCCAACUCACUGUGAUCGCAAAGGGAACACCAGCUUGCAAUUCCACCCCUGAGACGCACCUCAUCAGACUACCGAUGGACUGUGUUCAACCUGGGACUGACUCCAAGUACUACAACGCUGGCCGCUGCCCUCACAACAAAUGUGCUGGUUCCCUAGACUUUGAUAUGCGCUGCAGAGAUGGAGCUGAGUACUGUUGUGGGGUCCAAAAUAUGGAAAGUCGCGUCAUUGACUGUGGGAGCUAUAGCCUUCCUAUCCGGGCUGUGACGCAGUGCAGCUGUCAGAAGUGUUUGCAGCCAACUGUGCUGGUUCGUGGUAGAGUGGUCACAGCUGACAAUAAUGAGCCUCUGCGUUUUGGGUAUAUCUACAUCGGUAAAGAGAGGGUGGGCACCACUGGAUACCAGGGAAGUUUCACAUUACAAAUUACUCCCGAUACAGAGAGACUAGUGGUAAAUUUUGUUGACCCCACUCAGAAGUUUCUUGACACUCCUAAGGUGUUCAUCUUUGAUAAGAAAGGUGGGUCCAUCUACCAUGAUGUGAAGGUGAUGAGAAAGCAGACGCCAAUUGAUAUCAAUGCAGGAGAGACCAACUCUAUUAACCUCGGGGAAAUUAAAGGGGAAGACCCCAUCGGUCAGCUGAUUAUUCCCCCAAACUCCUUCCACAAGGACAAUGGAGAAAUCUAUGAGGGAACUGUGAAAGCCAGCGUCACAUUCAUUGACCCAAGAAAUAUCACCACGGCGGCUGCAGCCCCUGGCGAUCUCAACUUUGUGGACGAUGAGGGUGACAUGCUCCCUUUGAGGACUUAUGGCAUGUUCUCUGUGGACUUCAGAGAUGAGACCAACAAGGAGGUACUUGGAGCUGGAGCUGUUCAAGUCCUUCUUGACACACAGCACGUCAAAAUGCAAGAGCACAUUCCCAAAAUGAAACUGUGGUCUUUAAACCCAGACACAGGAGUCUGGGAAGAGGAGAGUGACUUCUCCUACACUGCAACAACUUCCGGUGGUUCUGGGCGUAGCAAACGAGAGGAGCGCACAUUCCUCAUAGGUAACAUGGAGAUCAGAGAACGUAGGCUCUUCAAUUUAGACGUGCCUGAAAACAGACGCUGCUAUGUCAAAGUCCGUGCCUACAUGAGUGACAAGUUCCUACCUUCUGAACAGCUGGAGGGUGUUGUGAUCAGCUUGAUAAACUUGGAACCAAAACCUGGUUAUUCCUCUAAUCCUAGGGCAUGGGGGCGCUUUGACAGUGUCAUAACUGGAUCCAACGGGGCCUGUUUGCCAGCUUUCUGUGACGCCCAAAGGCCUGAUGCUUACACAGCGUAUGUUACAGCAAUGAUGGGUGGGGAAGAACUGGAGGCAGCUCCCUCCUCCCCCAAGAUGAAUCCAAACAUCAUUGGAGUGUCUCAGCCAUACCUGGAUAAAAUAGACUACCAGCGCUCAGACCACGAGGAUCCAGCUUUAAAGAAAACAGCCUUCAGAAUCAACUUGGCAAAGCCUAACCAAAAUAAUCUUGAUGAGACCAAUGGGCCAAUAUAUCCGUAUCACAAUUUAAUAGCUUGUGAAAAUGCCCCUGUUGAUGCAAAUCAUUUCAGAUUCUUCAGGGUGGAAAAGGACAAGUAUGAGUACAAUGUUGUUCCCUUUGAGGAGAAUGAUUUGACGACCUGGACGGGAGACUACCUCUCCUGGUGGCCUAAUCCCCAGGAGUUCAGAGCAUGCUUCAUUAAGGUCAAGAUCCAUGGACAGAAGGAAGUGAUGAUCAGGUCAAGGAAUCUGGGAGGAACACACAGAGAAACAAAAGGCAAGCUUUAUGGCAUAAGAGACAUUCGCAGCACCAGAGAUAUGCGAGAGGCCAACACCUCAGCAGCCUGUGUUGAGUUCAAGUGCAGCGGCAUGCUGUUUGAUCAAGCUGAGGUGGACAGAUCCCUCAUAUCAGUACUUCCUCAGGGGAACUGUCGAAGGAUUGGCACCAACAGCCUCCUACAAGAGUAUCUCAUCAAACAUCCACCAGUCGCUCAAAACAACGAGUCCCAUGCAUUCACCAUGCUAGCCCCUGUUGAUCCUUUAGGACACAACUAUGGCAUCUACACAGUCACAGACCAGAAUCCCAGGGUGGCCAAGGAGAUUGCUAUAGGCCGCUGCUUUGAUGGCACCUCAGAUGGUUUCUCUAGGGAGAUGAAGUCAGACUCUGGAGUGGCUCUGACCUUCAGCUGUCCAGAGAGGAAAAUUAACAGAGAAAGCCUUUUCCAACGUCUGCAGACCAACCCCGGUCAGACUCUGUCUCAGAUGGCGAGGGACAUGAGGGAGUCCGAAGGUCUGCAGGUGCAAAGAUUACCCUCACAGAUGGUGGCUUAUCCUUCUGAGCAGCGGGGCAGGACCCAGAGUCGGAGGGUCAGCUCUACAACCAGGAGGAGAGUGUCCACGCGCACACAGCAACGCCAAUAGACGCGCCAAGAGGUCUUCAGUCAAGGCUGAUAUGAUGGCAUCAAGUCGAGGGAGUAAAGGCUGCCUGUCUGCUGAUGAGUAUGAACUCCCUCUUGACUACGGAAACCACAAAACCAAGGCAGACAGUAAUUCAGCAAAAUCAAUGAGUGUGAUUGAACAUAUUCAUUAGACUUAUACGUACUUGAAGGGUUUGGCAUAUAAAUUUCUUCCUUUUCUCGUAAAAUACAUGCAUCAUUUGUCUGCAUGUAAUGUAGUGACUGGCAUUUAUUUAAUUAGCUUUGGUCUAAUUUUAUGUAUGAAUAGGCUAACUUGACGUUUGAGAAGGUAACUUUUAUAGUUCCAAUUUGUGGCAUUCCACUUCCCCCACGCUGGGUGUUUUUGCUGACGUCUCUCAACACUUGAGUUGAAACCAAACCUUCAAAAACUGUAAAUACCACGCCAGGCCCCAAACACUUCAUAAUUGGCCGCUGCUUUCCACCGAACUUCUCUUCAAGAUCAGAAAGACACCAUCUUGAGGUCCUUGUCGUCUGCAGCAGACACUGAGCCCUUUUUCUACAAACUGGGAAACUCUCUCCACCAAGGGGAGGCACAACAGAGACAUGUUGGGUGCAGUGGGGUGAGGCAUGCCACCCGGGGAACAGAGGAUGUUUUCAGUCAUGCUUCUGCUCAUGCUUCUAAUGUUUUUCAUUAGCAUGCCACAUCGCCAACUGUGAUCCAGCCAAAACGUCCCUCACACCUACUUAGAAUGUGCAAGGCCGAGGCCUUCGCCAAGACAAGCAUGGCUCUCACUAGGGUCAGGCAGUCUAAACUGAGGAUAGGUGAUUGUGAGGUAUGACAUAAUGUUCUUUUGUCCUCUGCACAUUCCAAAUUAGCAUCACCAAACAAAAAUUCACUCAAAAGUAGAUGUUCCCAAAUAUCUCACUUUCUCAGAAACCAUCACAGAGACUCAUUCAGGGUCUAAAUUGACUUUGCUUUAAUUGUUGGGUAAUGUGUUUGUCAGCUGCCUUUGUAUCUUGAAGUGCAAUACCUAUAUAAUUUAACUUAAGAAUUCUUGCAGAUGAGCAUGUAACAAACUAUCACAGUACAAAAACAUGCUGCUGGUGAAUGACACAACAACCCCCUCAAUAUGCGUGGCAGGUAGAAUGGUUAAGGUGCUCGAUCUUGCAUAGGACUCAAUGUUAGUGAUUUUAAACACAUAAUUUAACUGCGAUGUCAUGUAAUCAUUCUUCAGUUCUCUCCACUAAGCAGAAUCUAGUAACCUUUUCAUCCUUUGCUGCAUGGCUCAGUUGAUUUUAAAAUUUGUACACCACAGUAAUCUUUUCAACUUCAGAGAGCAAUCUUGUUAGUGGGAGUUCAAACUCUCAGCGGAGCCUCCUCUUAUGAGCAACAUCCACUGUGUGAUUCUUACACAUGAGAGUGAUAAUUAAAAAGUGACACACAUUAAUGUAGCGGCCAAGUUUUCAGAAAUCCUGCUUACAUUUUCACACGUAAUGUCACCAUGUAAGUACGUUUAAAUUAUACAUCUUGAUAGACAUCGAGACAGAUGUAUUAUAGAUUUUAAAAUAGUGGCCUGUUUUAAUUGAGGAUGGUGAAAAUGACGUUUUUAUCGGUGGUAAGAGCUCAACAAUUGUUUAUCUGCUAAAUGGGCACUUGCAGACCCAUGGGAGAAGCUAUUCAAGCUGAACUAAUCCAAAACCAAAUAAGGGGGACCAUGGAGAAACCAGGAGGGGCCCACGAGUAAAUAUAAGCCUUCUGUUAAUUAGAAAAUAAAUUACAUAUCUCUCUCGAGAACAAUUAAAACAGUUUGACCCUGACUUUCACCAACAGCCAAACAUGUUAAUUUCUACUGUAUGAAGGAAGAAGUUAACAACAAUACACAGGGCCUAGGGGGAUUAUGGUCUACAUAUUUAUUAUCAAAAUGGCACCAAGCUCACAGUUAACUCUUGAAGGUGCUUUCAGCUUGAUCCAUUUAACCUUUAGUACAUUUUUAUUCCUAAUGUGCAAUAGAUGCAUUGUUUAAUGUGUGCUAAAAGUGUAUGCGCGCCGGUGUCUUACCAUAUAUUGCGAGCCUACACUUACAUUAGGCCCUUUUUCAAACAAUGGCCUCUUUCCAUUAUGCACCAUGAGCUGCACGCUCCAGAAAAACCCUCAAAACAGAAUAAUAAUAAGGCUGACAACAUGUGGCACCUUCACCAUUAUCACUGACCUUUCUAAUCACAAGCCUGUGGGCCGUCCACGACUGAUCAGUUCAGAUCUCCAGAUGAAAACAAACAUCCCCCUGCAGCAGAUGUAGCAUCCAUCCCGCAAGAAGGAUGAUGAUUGAAUCCAGGUGUGGGAAGAGAUAAGUCCUAUAAAAAUGCAAUGGUGUGUGAGGUCAGCUGAGGAGGCCCAACAGCUGUAGAGCAACUGGAGGAAAUGUUAGACCAAAGACAUCAAGAGAAAGAGGAGCAAGAUUAUCUAGUGAUGGAUUUAAUCAUUUUGGGGUACUGUUUGGUAAAUGGAAAAAAGGAAGGGAAAAUAUUAGUGGUCUUUGGCCUCGCAGUCCAUCACUUUCAGGCUUCGAAAGUGGUUGCACAUGGAAGAAUGCAGGUUUUUGGAGGGGAAUGCUUUGACAGGAGAAUUGGCUUAUUCAUGAAGAGAAGUUAUCAGGGGAGUUUGAAGGACAAGGUAACAAUAAUAGGCUGAGUAAACCAUUAUAUAAGGCUUUGCAUGGGAAAGCAGGCUGGGCUCUCCCAACAGUUACUUUGUCUUCUAGGGAACUUCAAAGGAGAUUAAAGAGGCACUGCAAUGUUUGGUUUAAUGACUUAAGAAAAACUUUCCAAAGUCUUUAGAAUCAAAUAAAGGGAGUUUAAGAUAAAACACACUGCAAAGAAAAUGUUUAUCUCACCCAAAUCUCAGUGGAAACGGCACUAGCAGUAGCAACCGUUUCAUUUUCCAGGCAUUCGAUGUUAACAUCACAAACAUGGCUUAAUGGAGCUUUAUGUGUUUUUGUGCUACACCUUCAAAGGAAUAGUUGGCCAUUCUGAGAAAUAAGCUUAUUCGCUUUCUUGCUGAGAGUUAGAUGAGGAGAGCAGCAGCACUCUCAUUUCAGGUCUGCCAAGUAUGAAGUUACAGCCAGUAUCCUGUUAGCUUAGCUUAGCAUACAGACUGGAAACAGAUAGCUUGGGCCUCCUGGAAACCCUGCUUGUAGCAUGGCAACUCCACUGUGAUGAUGAUGAUGAUGGUUGUUUUUACACUUUUGCACAGUUUGCACAGAAAAAAACAAGAAAUAACAUGUUCAUUAGUGAGCCUUAAAGGUGCUGGUAGGCAAAUUCUGUCACUUUUGGACAAAGCUGGGCUGUUUUUAGCUUCUUUUUUUUAUGAAGCUAAGCUAACUGGUCUGCAAAUAAGUGCAUUUCCAAAAUGAUGAACUAUUCCUCUAAUGGAUACAGUUUACUAUUGUCAGGGCUGUAUCUGUACUGAAGCCAUACAUGCUUCAUAACUGAUGUUUUCAGGGGCAUUUUUUGUUUUUGUAACAAUGAAAGUUUUAAGGGGAAUGUGUGAAGUGAAUUGCUUUUGAAAUACUCAACUUGAUUUUGCCUCUUUGUCAAAGAAUUUCAGUGGGUGCACGUAAUGUUAAGCGGCACCAUUUAACUCGAGGGCAGAAAAAGCCCAAGACUCUCAAUCCACCAGAAACCACCACGAAUUUCACAGCAACUUAAGCAUGAACAGAUUCAUCCGUUUUCUCUUCUGUACAGUCCAGGUAGUCUCAAGGAGAUCAUAAUUUAUUCAGGAGGUCAUCCUUGAACCUUUCCACCACUUUCCGGAGUACACGAAGAAGAGUUGUAUAUUUGGCACUGUGCUCCAGGAAGCCGCCCUGAGCUCCAGUAAAAGAAUCACAUAAAUGAACUCCUCAUAAUUCUCUGUAAACGCUUUAACUAUUGCAUGGUGAUGCCAAACUCAUUUCUCUCUGACUUACGUUUUAAUGUGUAAAUUGUGUAUUGUAUGAAAUCUACUAUAAUUGUACGAACAAGAA
Molecule: messenger RNA, 7853 nt
Organism: Chelmon rostratus (copperband butterflyfish)
Lineage: Eukaryota; Metazoa; Chordata; Actinopteri; Chaetodontiformes; Chaetodontidae
Gene: cilp2
Product: cartilage intermediate layer protein 2
Exons: 10
Coding region: 86-3838 (1250 amino acids)
Source: RefSeq, a predicted model, not a curated record